Thamnophis sirtalis is the source of this 4475-nucleotide messenger RNA. Lineage: Eukaryota; Metazoa; Chordata; Lepidosauria; Squamata; Natricidae. The record is from RefSeq and is a predicted model, not a curated record.
GAGGGAGAUUACCGAGGCUGAGAGCAUAAGAGCGGGAGCUCUGGAGCGCUUCCGGUCGGAGCGCUUUGGAUCCGGGGUACACCCAAAGUCUCAGCCAUAGAGAUGGUCCCGUUUAUGGAACUUCCGGUUUACUUUCGGAGAAUCCUACCUGCCUUUCUCUUUCUCUCCAGAAAGGAAGGGAAGAAAAGAGAAUAAGGCGGCUGGCCUCGAAAAGCGGGUGGGCCUCGACCCUCAGCCGCUCCUGAAUUCUACGCCCUCGCCGGAGUAGAAGAAUACAUGUUCGUUUAUAGCACAGAAGAGCAUGUUCCCAAAUUCUUCCACUUUGAGUCGUCCACCUUUUCCACUAGAACACCAACGAUAUAAUCUCUUCAUUAAUCUUCCAGUAAACGUACCUCCAGUUGUCUUUCAUCAGCCACUUCAGAGAACAACUCUCGUGAAUGGUAGUCUUUCAACCAUCCCUCCUAUUUCACCACCACACUUUGCCUGCCAAAAUGAUAAUCCAUCGCAUGGAUCACCUACACCUAUGUUAUUCCGGCGCAGAAAGAGGUUGAAAGAAGAGGAUGUUCCUUAUGAAGUAAAGCGUCAGCGAUUUCAUUCACCUCAUCGUGAAUUAACUUCAGCUAACCAAUUGGUGCCUUUAAUAGAAGAUCAUAGAUAUUCAUUCCCUGAAUCACCAUUAUUUCAAACACAUUACAUCUCAGAUUUAACAGGAUGUGUGCCACCUUUACAAGAACCUUCCUUUAAUAAUGCUAUAGAAGCUACACUUCCUGUAGCCAAAGAUAAGUUAAGUCAGCAAGUACUGGAGUUAUUUCAAGCAUGUCAACAACAAACCUACGACUUGAACAAAAAAGAGCUUUGCCGUACUCAACUCCAAAGGGAAAUUCAGCAGAUCUUUCCAAAUAGUAGACUCUUUUUGGUUGGAUCUUCACUGAAUGGAUUUGGUACUCGUAGCAGUGAUGGUGAUUUGUGCCUAGUGGUUAAAGAGGAGCCAAUGAAUCAGAAGACUGAAGCAAGACACAUACUCAGUGUACUCCAAAAACACUUCUGUAGGAAGCUUUCAAGCUACAUUGAGAGACCUCAACUGAUCCGAGCAAAAGUGCCAAUAGUAAAGUUCAGGGAUAAAGUCAGCUGUAUGGAUUUUGACUUGAAUGUAAACAAUGUUGCAGGAAUAAGAAAUACAUUCCUUCUGAGAACCUAUGCAUUCAUUGAGAACCGAGUACGUCCAUUAGCGCUGGUUGUAAAGAAAUGGGCAAGCUUUCAUGGUAUAAAUGAUGCCAGCCGAGGCACUUUAAACAGCUAUAGUCUUGUGUUGAUGGUUUUGCACUAUUUACAAACCCUACCUGAACCUAUCCUUCCAUCCCUCCAAAAAAAUUACCCAGUGCCUGGAAAUGACCAGAUGCCAGAGCACCUGGGAGCAAAGCACAGAGGAAGCAGAAUCAAAGGUAAGGGACUUGCUGCAUCAGAUGCUAUGUGGGACACUUUGGGGAGUUGCAAAUGCCAGAUUAGGUAAAGGCUGGAAUACUGUAACCCAUUAGAUAAAUUUAGUUUUCAUUGUCCAUAAUCUGGCAAGAAUCCUGAAUAAUCAGUGCUUAUUUAAAUGAUUUGGCCUUGUAUGUGGUUUUUUUGUUUUGUUUAUAUUUUCUCCUUAAUGCAUUCAUUGACAUUUCCUGGGAUAGUUUUCAUAUUGCUCCAUUUUUUAGGACAAACAAUUACAGUUGUUUUUUUUAAAGCUUUAAAAUUGUAAGGCACCCAGAGUUACUCUGGGGUAAGAUGGACAGCCAAUAAAUUAAAUAAUAAUAAAAUAAAUAAGCUUGACUGAGUCAUUUUGCAUUAAUAACUAUAGAAAUUCCCGUUGUCUCUGUAGUACUCACUGUAUGCUCCUGUGUUAGUCAACAUAACUAGAUUAGAAUAUCUGUGUUUUCAGCUACAAAAAGAAGGAAUGAAUCAUGUAUUUCGGCCAAGGGCUGGAUAUUGCCUUUUUCUUUUUUAACAAAAUAGCAUUUUUACAUACUCAAAAUUACACAAGCAUAAUAGUAAUUUGGAGAGGUUUUUAGCUGCUGCACUGUUAUGAACUACAGGGAUCUUUGAAAAAGAGUUAAGUACUGCAGGCAAGAGUGAAAUGGUCCAUUCAACCAAUUUGAAGUUAUCUGUUUAGAUCAGCCCAAUUUGGGCAUUCAGAAGGGGAUUUCCCUGUGAGCAUUCCCAGGAAUAUCCCUUAUCUUCCCCACAUCAAUAUUACUCAAACUACAUUAACUCUUUCCAUUUACAUACAAUACAUAAGAUAGAUUUCUUGAGGCAGGCUUGUGUGUGAUUGUUCUUGCCCACAUGGAAGUCAGUCACCUGAAAACUGAAUAGAGCUGCAUAUUUCUGGUUUCUGAUGUCUUCAGGAUGAAUUCCUGUUUGAUGAACAGAAGUACAGUGAUUUAGUAUAAGGGUAAGAUGGUUUAAGGAGGAGGGAUUUAGAUGCAUUGAACUAGAUUAUAGAAGAUUAGAGUGUCAGAGGACACUUGGAGGGCCAUUUCAGGGAAAAGAAGGUUGAAAGUGUCAGUUUCAUCUUUUGGUUGGGGGAAUCUUGACUUAAACUGGUAAACACCAAAUUUAUAUGUCCCAAAAGUGUUUUUCCAGGAGGCAACUGGCCUUUGUUUUUUUCCUUUGAAGGUGUUUCACUUUUCAUCCAAGAAGCUUUUUCAGCUCUGACAGGAUAGUGGGGAAUGGAAUAGCUGAGAAAGCUUUUUGGAACUUUUGGGACAACUGUGACAUGGAUGACUGAGAAUCUCUACAGACUUUUACCAAAUUUAUAAGGACAAGACCAUGCCUAGCUGUGACUUUGAGAGGAUGAGUAGGACCUGGUUUUGUUACCAGGACCUGAUUGGGCAGCUAAUAUUGCUAAGAACUGCACUCAUGGAUUUCAGAUUAAUAGCAGUGGGAAGUGGAGAUGCUGUGGUUGACUUUCAAAGACAUGUUAUUUGUCGCCAGGGAUUCUGCUGCUAAUGUGUUUAAUUGAGCCAUGCCUUUAUGUUAAUUUAGGAUUUUGUUUAGCUAUAAUUUAUCUACAUAUAGCUAAACUAGAGCUAUAUAGGGUUAGUCAAUAUGUUGAUUUAGGUAUAAUUUAGGAUGCCUGUAUAUUGAUUUAGACAAUGGGGACAAUCUAGGGAUUGUGUUGUUACGCUUAUUACCUUGCUAUGUGGGGUAGCUUCAUGGGCUCUGGACUUGAUGCCAAUACUAGAUUUGGCAUUCUCUUAUUUGCUACUGCUGGGAAAUUCCAGUUUUCCUAUACUGAGGAUUGGAUCCAAGAGAGUCCAGUUUUUAUAAUAAUCAUGAGCUUAUCUCAAACUACAAGUUAACCUGACAUGCAUAUAUACUUAUUUAUAUACUUCUGUCUUAUAUUUGUGUUGAAUCAGAUUUAUUUUGUUGUGUUAAAUCUAGAGAAAAAGCAGAUCUGAGUCUAAAACAUGAGUUAUUUCUAUCAGAUGAAAUUUCUGAUUAAGUUCUAUGAAUUGUCACAUAAAUUAUCUCUUCCCCUGUUUUGUAUGAGUGCAUUUUUAGAAGUUACACAAUUGUGAGUCUUUUGCGGUUAUGGCUUUAUGUUAUAACUAACCCCCCCCUCUGCCCCCUGCUUAUCAAGUAAAAUGUUCUUAAUUUGAUUGUAUUGUAUGCUUCCUUUGGAUAGGCAUUUAACUAAAUGCAUUUUGCAUUUGCAUUUUAGAAAAUUAGAAAUGAAGGCAAAUUUAUAUUCAAGCAUGGCUAAUUGCUGGCAUGAUUAGUUCUAUGUCAGAACUCACAGGGUGAAUUUGAGUAGUAAUUCCCUCAGUGCAGCCCAUGUUACUGUUUCAUUAUGGAAAUAAAAGGUGAUAGCUGCACUUACACAACCCUUAGGUUUGGAAGUGGUACAGUGCAAUAUAAUACAAAAAAAUUACCAUUUCCCUACACUUACUUGACUUGUAUUUUAUAACAAUCUUGAGCAUCUAAAGAGCACUUCUUACUAUACCCGUUUCUCAAAAUGGCAAGGUAAAUUCUUCUGAAUCCUACUAGAAGUGUUUAAAAGAAAAUAUUCCUCUCAUCAUCACAUAGCAACCUGCAUCAUUUAUAAAUUUGGAGAUUCAUAAAAUGGUCUAUUUAAUUCUUCUGAAACUGACAUAAUUUAUAUCUCUGACUUACAUAAUCUAAGUGAGUAGUUCUUUUUUAUACACUGUUCUAACAAUUUUCUCUGAGGAGCCUCAGUUACACUAUUUUGUGGGGCAAUUUAGAAAUGGGAUUAUUUGCAUUUUUUUAGAAUGCAAACUGGCACAAAAUGCAAGGAGACUCAUGGAGGUUUCCUGUAUAUAUUAAAGGAGAUUUAUUUUUCCAGCCACCACAGUAGAAGAAACUGUUCAGCUUUCACUUUCUGCUGCUCUUAUCUUGAUAAUUAUCACCUUUAAGAACAGCUGCUGUAUCCAUUGUUUAUAUAUGUGUGUGUGCGUUUGUUUGUGUAUGUA